AUGCAAGGCUGUCUCGACGACUACGUGUAUCCGAGGAAAGCCGCGAUGCUUAUCCUAUCGAGUCGAUGCUCCAGCUCAGCGCGUUCGUCCGUCCCUCACCAGGGUUCUCUGCGGAAACCCUCCGAGUGUUAUAGUAGAGUGUCAGAAAGCCGCGCCCGACAAUGGAUCAAAGGGGGGAUCGUAGGAGUGCGUCGAGCCUCCACACUACAUUCGAUGAUCCGUUGGGCACUCUCAUUGGACGCAACAUCAACGCAAGCGUCGCUCGAGUCGAUCAUUGAGCAAGGCUCUCGGAGUGGGGAUUUGCAUCUCGACGCUCUCGGCAUUCGACUCGUCAAACGCGGUUUCGGUCGAAUCGUGAACGUGGACGAUGAAUUGACAUUGAAGGUCAAGGUAAGGGACUCUGUGGCCCGAGUCAGAAGUUGAAGCUGAUGCUGACGCUGGUGAGAUGACUCGUUUUUUCAGAGGACGCUGCGUAUCCAAAGCGCGGUGAACGGGCCGUUCGGCCUGUUCUGGCCGGUUACCUUUUUCGCUGUGACCGAGCUUGGUGAGUUGCGGCUCCAGACGCGACACCAGAAGCGGGCUAUUCAAGCUCAGAUCGCACUGGAGUCCGAAGUCUGA
This is a messenger RNA of Microbotryum saponariae, 618 nucleotides long. The record is from the annotation of a GenBank genome assembly. Lineage: Eukaryota; Fungi; Basidiomycota; Microbotryomycetes; Microbotryales; Microbotryaceae.